AUGGAGGUCGACGCCAAACCCAUCACAAAGAGGAUCUCUUACGUCCUGCCGCCUUGCCGCUUCCCUCCGACCACAUUCGGUCUGCCACCGCUGGGUGCCGAUCGCCGCUUCACUACAGGUCCUCUCCUCAUCCCGCCUAAAACGCAUCGCUCUUACACUGACAGCCAUGCUCCAUCCUCGUCCUUCUCGGCCGCUUCCACAUCGGAUAGGUCGAACCUGUUGAAUCCUACACUCGCUUCCCAUCCCCAGCACUCACUUGCCGUCUCUUCUCUCGCUAUAGACACCACCACCUGUAUAGCAAGCUCAGCUAGCCCUCAGGAAGACGAUCUUGACGACGCCGCCGAGUCUCGUCGUUCGAUCGAACAUGGUCGUGACGCCAUUCCUCAGGGCAUCCUUUACACUGGUGGCCGCGAUGGCCUCGUCGGUGCAUGGGAGCUGGGCCUGCCUAUGCGUAAGAAAAAUGUACUCUCCCUCGAUAAUCAUGCUGGCACAUCUUCCUCAUCCAACCUCCACCACCACAGCGAAUCGAUCAGUCUGCUCGCAGAUACCUCUGCGCUGCCCGCUGGUGCUGACAUCGACCUACUCGCAUACUGGCAAGCCGAUCCAUUACGUGCGCAUCGCGCCAAACCAACACGCUUCCGUCAAUGCGUUCAGUCUCACACCGACUGGAUCAACGACAUUCUUCUCUGCAACCGCAAUCAGACGCUCAUCUCGGCUUCCUCCGAUCGUACUGUCAAGGUCUGGAAUCCGCACGAUCCGCAGCACAGCCUCAGUCCCCACGUGCUGGGCACUCACAAGGACUACGUCAAGGCACUCGCUCAUGCUUCCGAAUCCGGCUAUGUCGCCAGUGGUGGCUUUGACAAGUGCAUCAAACUCUGGGACAUACGCGAAGCUAGAGCAGCUCCCAUGCUUGAACUCGAUGACAGGGCCGUAAAGUCAUCCAUCUAUGCGCUUAGCGUCAACCCUAGCGGCUCGGUCAUCGCCGCCGGCUCGCCAGAGCAACAUGUCAAGGUCUGGGAUCCACGCAGCGGCAAAAAAUGUGCCGAGCUCGUUGGCCACACUGACAACGUUCGCGCCGUUCUCGUCAGCGAAGAUGGGCGCUACCUCUUGUCCGGUUCGGCCGACUCCACGGUCCGUCUCUGGUCACUGGCAGAACAGCGGUGUUUACACACCUUCACCCAUCACGACGAUUCGGUCUGGUCGCUCUUCUCCGAUCAUCCUACCCUCGACGUCUUCUACUCGGGGGAUCGUCAGGGCUACGUGUGCAAGGUCGACUGGGAGCGCUGCGCCGAAGUUUCCGAGGGCGAGUGUGUCGUGCUCUGUCAGGAACGAGAUGCCGCCUCGGACGAUCAAGGUGGCGACCAAACCGAUGACGUUCCGCACCAUCUUCCCGACUCGCACAGACGCGACGCCAAGUCUGGCAUUCAAAAGAUCGUAGCACUCGAUGACACCUACUUUUGGACGGCCACAGGUCAGACCAGCGUCCAUCGUUGGAGAGACGUGCCCCGUCGCUCAGAGAGAGAAGCCAUCUAUCCGAUUGCUGGUGCACGCUCGCGAUCGCGCGAGCUCUCCCACCGCGCCUCGUUUGGAAGCCACAGCCUGCAUCGACAUAGCAUGGACACCAGUCGUUCGCCCGAGUUGGCCCAUCUCCUGCAAUCGCCCUCUGUCACCUUUGCUGAGCCAUCAGCGGAACUGCUCCGUCGCGAUUUGUCUGUACAUGAUGCUGGCAAUAGUGCUGCUGCGUCAUCUCCCUCCGCCGCCGCCGCUCUCUCGGCUCUUCAGAACGGUCUCGACCUUCCCCCAACCAACGUUCCUCUUGCAGCUACGCUUCAUGGCAUUCCGUUCGAUAGCCUGGUCAGUCUGGCUCCAGUCAGCGAUCCCUAUGGCGACAAGAUCGGGCUGGGAAGUGUCAGCGUUCGAGAUCCACGCGGCCAUGCCGACGAGUCCAUGUUCAGCACAGCUCCGCUUCGUUCCAUUGCCAGUCGUAUCUCAAUGGACCAAAGCAGCGUCCUGAACCAUACCACAGCUACUCGCUCGCCUGUCGUGUCGCCCAUCAAUAUGCAUCUGGCCCACGUUCACGCGAUGGAUACACCUCAACGUCCGGCCAGUACACGCUCUGCCAGCCUCCGAUUUGCGCCCACAGAUGAGAUGUACGAGCCUGACGGUCUUGGUAGCUCAUGGGAAAGCGGCUUGGAUCCCGAUGCGUCGAUCCCCGUGAAGCAGCUGGCAGAGAUGCGUCUAAACGGCAGGCGCCAGAGCGGCGCAGACGUGACCGUCAGUGAAGAUGCUCAUGACGAGGAUCACAGUGCAUACCAAGCUCGAAUCGCAUUCGAGGACCGUGAGCUGGCACAGGAAGCAACGCCGUUGCGUCAAAAGCCCGACGCAGUGAUUUUGGGCUCGCACGGUCUGGUCCGCUCGUCGAUGCUCAACGAUCGCCGUCAUGUGAUCACCAUCGACAGUACAGGCUCGGUCAUGCUUUGGGACAUUGUCAAGGGCGUUUGCAUCGGCGACUUUGAUCGUGAAGAGGUGGAAAAAGCUGCGCUCGAGUCCAAUCUCAUCCCCUACACUUUCAUGCGCAAAUGGCGCCCCGAGCAGACGCCAGGUGACACACUCGAGGUGGUCAAGGAGCGCAUCGAGGGACAGGGCGUCACGCCGCUCUGGUGCUCUGCAGAAACCAGGAGCGGCGCUCUCACCGUCCACAUCGAGGAAGCGCGCUGCUUUGAGGCUGAGUUCUACAUUGACGAAUUUGUCGAUUGCCUCGACACUGCCAACUUCAAAGAGGACCAGCGUGGCCAGGUCGCUCGCUGGCUGCUCCGAACUCUCUUUGCUGGCUUUGUGGAUGCAGAGUGCGAGCUGCGUCCUGCCACAGUAGACCAGGCGGGUACUACUCGCCCGCCAGAAACGCCAGCGUGGGACAGGAUCGUGCGUGCGCAGAGGAACAGGUCGUUCAUACCUGGCAUGACGAUGGGUCUGGCCACUCCAGCAAAGACGCCAGCACUGACCUCGUCCGCUUCUAAUCCGCUCUACCUGGGGUCAGCUCAGAAGGGCGCGGCUGGCGACAGCGGCGACCGCACAGCUCUACCGACUUCGACUACAUUGGCGGGCGAUUCGGGUCAAUCUGCUAGCGACUACUUUUCGGCAAAGGGAUCAACCGCUGCUCAGGGUGCAAGCAAAGUGCCUCAACCACCCGGAGCAAGGGUGCGAGAAGGCUCUUCGGUCGACGAGAUCAAUGGCAGUGUCGUGACCCCAGGUGUGGGCACGGCCAACGGCAAUGGAGGUGGAAGCGGAUUUAUGAACAAAUUCCGCUUUGGCAAGAACAAGACAGACAAAGCGGAUGCACAGGCAGACGCACUCGACGAGGCUGCCAAGAAAACUCGCGAUGCAUCCGCCGCUGCGGGAUCUGCUGACGGCAAUGAUGGUCCACGCAAGGCUUUAACGCAAAGCCAGAUGCUGAAAGAGCUGUUUGACAAGCCACUUGCGCCCGCUUCAUUGAAGGAGAUGCCGAGGCUGCCACUGCCUCAGGACACUGCUGUGAUCAUUUCCGAAUCAUCGGCCGAUGCAGGCUCUUGGGAAGUCGUCUACCGUGGUCUGGUCAGCUGUACAGGCGACGACACCGAGGUGCUCGAGCAGGCGGCGCCCAUGUGGCUGCUCGACUAUCUGCUCCACAACCACGUCAAUGCGCGAGACCCGGUAAAACUCAGCUUCACUCUCUCCCCCUGGAGGCCUGCUGAUGUGCACUCGGAUGGAUUCGGAGGUUACGAUCUGAGCACAGUCCAGCCUAUGCCCGAGCUACCGACGGGCAACGCAAGGUUGACAGCGACGCGAUGCUUGCGCAUCCGAAAAGCAUGCUACUAUGUCGUAGAGAAGCUCGAGCUUUCCGCGCCGCGUUCGAGGACAGCAAGCAUCAAUGCUAGCCGACGUUCGUCGGUCGAUGCCAGCGCAGCUGGCACCAAACGUACACCAGGCUCAGCUUUGCCAGGUUCUGUUGCACCAGCACAGCACACCUCAGCGGGUAUCGCGGCAGCUUUGAGCAUGACCAGAGCCGACGUACCACCAACUUGGCAACACGCGCAGAAUGCAGACGGCCAAGCAAUGGUGGAGCCGAUGCUUGAUGCGCAUGAGAUGAUUGAGAUCUUGUGCAAUGACGUGGUCUUGCCUGUAGAGGUGACACUUGCACAGUGCCAGCGCUUCUAUUGGAGGUCAGGCGGUGACAUUCGGCUCGAAUACCGGAUCAAGAACGUGGCCUGA
Messenger RNA from Mycosarcoma maydis (corn smut), 4248 nucleotides. RefSeq lists its product as uncharacterized. Gene Ontology annotation, molecular function: ubiquitin binding. The transcript has a single exon. NCBI's taxonomy places the organism in Eukaryota, Fungi, Basidiomycota, Ustilaginomycetes, Ustilaginales. The record is from RefSeq and is a predicted model, not a curated record. Gene Ontology annotation, biological process: double-strand break repair via homologous recombination; protein deubiquitination. Bases 1 to 4248 code for a protein of 1415 amino acids.